Empidonax traillii (willow flycatcher) is the source of this 366-nucleotide messenger RNA. Its product is annotated as cysteine sulfinic acid decarboxylase-like. NCBI's taxonomy places the organism in Eukaryota, Metazoa, Chordata, Aves, Passeriformes, Tyrannidae. Bases 50 to 319 code for a protein of 89 amino acids. The transcript is spliced from 3 exons. The record is from RefSeq and is a predicted model, not a curated record. Gene Ontology annotation, cellular component: cytoplasm. Gene Ontology annotation, molecular function: sulfinoalanine decarboxylase activity.
CAGGUUCCUGUUGCAGCAGGUGAAGUGCAGGGAGGGGUUCCGGCUCGUCAUGGAGCCGGAAUUCAUCAACGUCUGCUUCUGGUUCAUCCCCCCGAGCCUGCGGGGCCGGGAGGAAUCCCCGGAAUUCUGGGAAAAGCUGGGAAAGGUGGCCCCGGCCAUCAAGGAGCGCAUGAUGCGAAGGGGGUCCCUGCUGGUGGGGUACCAACCCCAGGGGUCCCGCGUCAACUUCUUCAGGGGGGUCGUCACCAGCCCGGCCGUCACCCGGAGGGACCUGGAAUUCCUGCUGGAUGAGAUCCAGGAGCUGGGCCAGGACCUGUGACCCCCCCUAAAACAGAAGCACAACAUCACUUGAAAAAUCGUCCCCAA